This is a messenger RNA of Trichoderma aggressivum f. europaeum, 777 nucleotides long. RefSeq lists its product as uncharacterized. Lineage: Eukaryota; Fungi; Ascomycota; Sordariomycetes; Hypocreales; Hypocreaceae. Bases 1 to 777 code for a protein of 258 amino acids. The record is from RefSeq and is a predicted model, not a curated record. The transcript has 4 exons.
AUGGUGCAUCACGGAUUUCUCGUCCCAGACAACUACGUCUCCGAGACUCCCGAUGACAAGGACAUGAACAUAUCCAGCGUUUUCUGGGGACUAUCCCUAGGAAUUGCCAUCUUUGCGGCAGUGCAGGCAGGACGGCAAUCUUACCAUUCUUGGAAGCGGAAGCAUAGGAUAACCACUUAUGUUGCCUUGAUUUGGGGCGAGUGGAUAGCAAGUAUCAUCAUUGGGGCUCUUACAUGGUGUUUCCAGCGCGAAUAUGUUGGUCCUAGGGUGGAAAAGGUAAUCUUUUGCAUCAUUGACUUGUCUCUAAAUGUUCGUUUCAUGUACCUGGUCCGGUCUCGCUUGAUCAAGAGUGGACUGUCCAAGUACAUACCUCUCUAUCGGCUCAAUUUGGUCUUGCAGCUCAUGCGCAACACUAAACAGGUGUCUUUGAUUGGUCUGAUGUCGUUACCAAACAAUCUCAGCUAUCUGCAAUUCCAUCCAGUUGCAUACCUCCUGAAGCUCUCCAUCGAAAUGAACAUGGCAGAGCUCACUGCGAAAAUCGCAAAAUCCCAAAACUUGGGUGCCAUUCAGAGACUAAGCUUCAUCACACCCGCAGAACAGAAACCCAAGCAUCAUGAAGGGAGCUCUGUUCAUAUUGAGAUUAGAAACGAUGGAGAUAUUGAGCGAGCAGUCGCACCACCUGGGCGUAUCCAGGUAUCAGUGAAGACCGCUGUGACAAGACAGACGGCUGAGGAAUCUGACGACGCUGAAAGCAGGGAUAGCUCAACGCAAGAGUGA